Paramuricea clavata is the source of this 1485-nucleotide messenger RNA. NCBI's taxonomy places the organism in Eukaryota, Metazoa, Cnidaria, Anthozoa, Malacalcyonacea, Plexauridae. The record is from the annotation of a GenBank genome assembly.
AUGAGCUCUUCAAGUAAGCUGCAGAAAUUCUUGGUUAAGAGAAAGGACACUGGUAAGGUGAGUCGAAUAGAAAUAGAAGAAGACAAGCAGAUUUUCGACUUACUAGAGUUAAGCAGAGUGUCACUAAAGUUUGACGAAGAUGCAAUGCUAUGUAUGUACCGCGAUGGAGAAGAGAAAAUUCUCACUGAGGCAGCUUACAUCCGUGAGAUAGUGGAUCCAAAAGUUAUUCUGAUGGUAAAAGACAAAAGAAUAGAAGAGAAAGAGAAAGAAAAGUGUAAAGAGAAAAAAGAAGCAACGGACAAAGAAAAUAUGGUCAAUGCAACGAAAUUGAAAGAAAGUAUCACAGAAAAGCUCGACAAGCGUGACAGCGUGAACAAUAGUCAUGAUGUGUUCCGCAAACAGUUUGCCCAGCAUGCACCAAGUUCCAGCCCGGCCGAACAUAAUCUACUGGAUAAUAUGAAACAACAGAUAAGGAGCGAAGGCACGACUAAGGAACUACCCAUAGAUGCAAGCGAAGAUGAGGAAAUCAGAAUCCUUACAAGAAAAAUCAACAGCGAAGGUCUUGAAGGUUUUGUGUAUGAAAUCGUACCCGAGAGUUACACUGAUCAUAACGAAUCAAGCUAUUACGAACGCUCGUUUUCUUCAGAAGAAGAACGCAGGUUCACCCAAAGCAAGGUGAAUAGUACUACCAACUGGUCUUCCUGGCAAACAGAAGCUGGCUUCUCAGGCUGGGGCGUUAGUGUCAGUGCCAGUGCUGGACACAAUACCUCAACCAGUGAGCAAGAAGGAAGAAAAACUCAAAGCACAGAGAAAACAUGCAUCGCAGUCGUGACCAAAACGAGCUUUCAUCAAAUGAAAAAGUUUAAGGUUAAUGUGAAACUCAGUGAGAGAGCGAUAAAAGAUGCUAAAGAUAUUAUGUAUGCUCCUAUGCUUAAGAAACAACAGACCAUUGCCAAGUUUAUCAAUAACUACUGCAGUUUUGUGUAUUCCGGACAGUUCACUGCAGGUGGUUGGUUCAGAACCGUGGCAACAGCAAGAAGUAAUGAAGCUGUAGAGUUUGCAGCUCUAGAGAAAGAAGCCACUGAAAGAGUUGAGAAGUACUGGUCAGCUGGUUGCAGUGGGUAUGGUGUAACUGCUGGAGGUGGCCGGAACUGGGGGUCAAGCAAUCAAACAAGCAGCCAGCAAAGUCAACAGAAUACAAAAUCUUCUGUUCAAGUCCUUAUUAGAAAGGAGAGUGCACCAGGCAACACUUCAAAUGAGAACGAUCUGGAGAUGAAAAUUAAAGAAGUUAAAAAUUGCACUAUAUUUCCCGUCGUAAGCGCAAAGAAAUCGCACUUCAUACCAAUCUAUGAGAUUGUUAAAAGCCAGGCUGAAGCGAUCGGAGACAAGGAAUUGGCAAACGUUUCUCACAUAUUGCGGCUGUAUAUGAAAGGUGAGGCAGUUGGUUCUACAUUUUAUUCCCACAAUGCUCCCUUUAUCUCGUAG